This is a messenger RNA of Malania oleifera, 3208 nucleotides long. Its product is annotated as cullin-1. Gene Ontology annotation, molecular function: ubiquitin protein ligase binding. Gene Ontology annotation, cellular component: cullin-RING ubiquitin ligase complex. The transcript is spliced from 20 exons. The coding region runs from base 281 to 2497 and encodes 738 amino acids. Gene Ontology annotation, biological process: ubiquitin-dependent protein catabolic process; protein ubiquitination. The record is from RefSeq and is a predicted model, not a curated record. NCBI's taxonomy places the organism in Eukaryota, Viridiplantae, Streptophyta, Magnoliopsida, Santalales, Ximeniaceae.
GGGCUCUACACUGCCUGUUUUCUCUCUUUUUAAAUUGGCAUCCUUACCCAGUCUUCUCACUUCUGCCUUCUCUUUCUACCCUCCGUCUUCUGUGAGAUUUUCCUCUGCGAUUUCUAGGGUUAGGGUUUAUACAGCUCCUGAAGCGAAGGUAUUAUGUUCCCUAACGGUCCUCAGUUGUGCGUUUAGUCCGCACUCCGUCGAUAUAUUCCUCUCGUUGUGCGGGCAUCGUGAUGAAUAGAUUUAUUAUAAUUGGAGAAUUUCUGGGAACAGCAUUAGGACAAUGUCUGAGUGCAAGGUUAUUGAGUUAGAGCAAGGCUGGGAACAUAUGCAGAAGGGAAUAACAAAGCUGAAGAACAUUCUAGAAGGACUCCCAGAGCCCCAGUUCAACUCAGAAGAUUACAUGAUGCUCUACACAACUAUCUAUAACAUGUGCACCCAAAAGGCUCCCCAUGAUUAUUCUCAGCAGCUUUAUGACAAAUAUCGGGAGGCAUUUGAAGAAUACCUUGUUGCAAUGGUAUUGCCAUCCUUAAAAGAGAAGCAUGAUGAGUAUAUGUUGAGGGAGCUUGUGAAUAGAUGGGCGAAUCAUAAAGUUAUGGUUAGAUGGUUGUCACGUUUCUUUCAUUAUCUUGAUCGUUACUUCGUUGCUCGUAGGUCACUUCCUGUGCUGAAGGAAGUUGGGCUGGCUUGCUUCCGUGAUCUGGUUUACAGGAUAUUGAAUGGUAAAGCCAAGGAUGCUGUGAUUGCUCUUAUUGAUGAAGAGCGUAUGGGAGGGCAGAUUGAUAGAGCUUUGUUGAAGAAUGUUCUAGAUGUAUAUGUUGAAAUUGGAAUGGGGCAAAUGGAAUGCUAUGAAAAUGAUUUUGAACUUGACAUGCUCAAAGAUACUGCUGCCUAUUAUUCACGGAAGGCGUCAAAUUGGAUUGAAGAGGAUUCUUGUCCCGAAUACAUGAUUAAGGCUGAGGAAUGCUUGAAAAAAGAGAGGGAUAGAGUUUCUCAUUACUUGCAUUCAAGCACCGAGCAGAAGUUAGUGGAGACAGUGCAGAAUGAGUUGCUGGUGGCACAUGCAACCCUACUUCUUGAGAAAGAGCAUUCUGGUUGCCGUGCGUUGCUUAGGGGUGAUAAGGUGGAGGAUCUGACUAGGAUGUAUAGGCUUUACAAUAAAGUACCUCAUGGCUUGGAACCUGUUGCUAUUAUGUUUAAACAGCAUGUUGCAGCUGAGGGCACUGCCUUGGUCAAUCAGGCUGAAGAUGCUGCAAAUAACCAGGGAGAGAAUGUAGGUGGGCAGGAACAGGUCCUCAUAAGAAAAUUUAUUGAGCUACAUGACAAGUAUAUGGCAUAUGUGAAUGACUGUUUUAUGAAUCAUACCCUUUUCCACAAGUCCUUAAAAGAGGCAUUUGAGUUAUUUUGCAACAAGAAUGUUGCUGGCAAUUCAAGUGCAGAACUACUGGCUACAUUUUGUGAUGGUAUCCUCAAGAAGGGCGGGAUUGAGAAAUUGGGUGAUGAAGCUGUUGAAGAAAUACUGGAGAAGGUAGUUAAGUUGCUUGCAUAUAUUAGUGAUAAAGACCUUUUUGCAGAAUUCUACAGGAAAAAGCUUGCUCGUCGGCUACUUUUUGACAGGAGCGCUAAUGAUGAGCAUGAAAGGAGCAUUCUGACCAAGCUGAAACAACAAUGUGGUGGCCAGUUCACCUCAAAAAUGGAGGGGAUGAUCACAGAUCUGACAUUGGCAAGAGAAAAUCAGGCUAAUUUUGAGGAAUAUCUUGGCAACGAUGGGAUUGCGAAUCCUGGGAUUGAUUUGACCGUUACUGUACUCACUACUGGAUUCUGGCCAAGUUACAAGUCAACUGAUGUUAACCUCCCAGCAGAGAUGGUGAGGUGUAUUGAAAUUUUCAAAGAAUUCUAUGAAACUAAAACAAAGCAUAGAAAACUUACAUGGAUUUGCUCAUUGGGCAAUUGCAACAUUAAUGCCAAGUUUGAACAAAAAACUAUUGAACUGAUUGUAACAACCUAUCAGGCUGCCGUCCUUUUGCUAUUUAAUUCUGCAGAUAGAUUAAGCUAUUCAGAAAUCAUGACUCAAUCAAACUUGGUUCAUGAUGACUUGGUUAGAGUGUUGCAUUCCCUCUCAUGUGCCAAGUAUAAGAUUCUUAACAAGGAGCCGAAUACUAGAGCCAUAUCUCCAACUGACUUCUUUGAAUUCAACUCGAAGUUUACUGACAGAAUGAGGAGAAUCAGGAUACCUCUUCCCCUGGUGGAAGAACGAAAGAAGGUAGUUGAAGAUGUGGACAAAGAUAGGCGAUAUGCUAUUGAUGCAUCACUUGUGCGCAUAAUGAAGAGCCGGAAAGUUUUAGGCCACCAGCAGUUAGUCAUGGAGUGUGUUGAUCAGCUAAGUCGUAUGUUCAAGCCUGAUGUUAAGGCAAUCAAGAAGCGUAUUGAAGACUUGAUCACCCGCGACUACCUAGAAAGAGACAAGGACAAUCCGAACACAUAUAAGUACUUGGCCUGAUUUAGUUGGCUGAUACGUGUACUUUAUUCAAGCAUAGCAUAUGCGGAGAAGCAGAAUGCAAAAAAGAGCAGAAAGGUGAAGUGAAAUUAUAGUGAAGUUCAAUUACAUACUCAUACUGUACAUUCCAUGUGGAUACGAUGCCUCCAAAGAUCCUAGGAAGUUAGACAUAGUAGCUGAGAAAAUUGUUCUUCAAUUUCAGACUUAACUGGGUUUUGUGCAGUUAGGCCCAUAGCACCUCGGAAAAAUAGGGGAAAAAAGUGUUAAUUUAGGAAUUGAUUCUGCGAGUGUUGACUGCAUUGAUGGGGAUGGGCUGUGCUGAGCCCUCUCAACUAUAUAUUUCAGCAAUUCCUCCCAAUUAUUUUUGCCCCGCAAAAGACAGAAUGUCAUUUGUUUUUAACUUCUUGCGUUUUGCCUUUCCAUUUCAUGGAUUAGCUCUGAAAAGAGGUAAUGGAAUGUUCAAUUCUGCAAGUGAUUGACGUUUAAAUAGCUAGCUGAGCAUAUGUGCUUCCCAUAUUUUUACAACAAAAACCAGAGACCUGCUAUGCCAGCCAGAGUCAAUUUUAUAUGAGGAGCAUGUAAUGUACAGAAAAUUGUAUGGGGACCUACUCCACAUGUCCUGUAUGCCUGUAUUUUAUAUAACUAAUAUGUGACAUGUUGAUCCUAUAUUCAUUAAUAUCAAACAAACAUAAAGAAAGCGAUUCAUUUUCAGUA